GUUAAAGCAUUAGUGUCUUUGUGACUUUCGUGCAGUGAAAACCAAAAAACUAAAAGUGAAAAAUGACUGGUCGCGGUAAAGGUGGCAAAGGCUUGGGUAAAGGCGGCGCCAAGCGUCAUCGCAAAGUGUUGCGUGAUAACAUCCAGGGCAUCACGAAGCCAGCUAUCCGCCGUUUAGCUCGCCGUGGCGGUGUGAAGCGCAUCUCUGGUCUUAUUUAUGAAGAAACUCGUGGUGUGCUGAAGGUUUUCUUGGAAAAUGUUAUCCGUGAUGCUGUCACAUACACCGAACACGCCAAGAGGAAGACAGUCACAGCCAUGGAUGUUGUCUAUGCUCUGAGGCGGCUAGAAACCUUUGUACUACGAAAUACAAACAAUCAUACCAAUCGGUCCUUUUCAGGACCACCAAAACAUACUUCAAAAGAGAAAAAAUUACUCAAUUAAA
Molecule: messenger RNA, 441 nt
Organism: Drosophila innubila
Lineage: Eukaryota; Metazoa; Arthropoda; Insecta; Diptera; Drosophilidae
Product: histone H4-like
Exons: 1
Coding region: 63-440 (125 amino acids)
Biological process (GO): nucleosome assembly
Cellular component (GO): nucleosome
Molecular function (GO): DNA binding; protein heterodimerization activity; structural constituent of chromatin
Source: RefSeq, a predicted model, not a curated record